AUGACAUCUAUGGAAAAAGGAGACACUAGUAUAAGAUCUUUAAACGAUAUCAAUUUACAAGAACUAGCCAACAGACAACAUCAACAGAAUAUCUACGCUCAACCUUCUCCUUCACUAGAGAACAACAAUAACGAGACCAACAACAACAACAACAACAAGGACAAUGAAAAUAGCACGUCCAAGAAUAAUAGCAGUACAAGUCUCGGAUUGAGUAAAAAACCAUCAAGACAUGUCAACAAAGAUACUACUACUAAAGGCAAAUAUACAUUAAAUGAUUUUCAAAUAUUACGUACAUUAGGAACAGGUUCAUUUGGUAGAGUUCAUUUAACAAGAUCAAUUCAUAAUGGAAGAUUUUAUGCCAUGAAAGUAUUGAAAAAACAAAGAGUUGUUCAAAUGAAACAAAUUGAACAUACUAAUGAUGAAAGAAGAAUGUUAAAAUUAGCUCAACAUCCUUUUAUAAUUCGAAUGUGGGGGACAUUUCAAGAUUGUCAUAAUUUAUUUAUGAUUAUGGAUUAUAUAGAAGGUGGUGAAUUGUUUUCAUUAUUAAGAAAAUCUCAAAGAUUUCCAACUCCUGUAGCCAAAUUUUAUGCUGCUGAAGUAUUUUUAGCUAUUGAAUAUUUGCAUAAUUUAGAUAUAAUUUAUCGAGAUUUAAAACCAGAAAAUAUUUUAUUAGAUAAAAAUGGUCAUAUAAAAUUAACUGAUUUUGGUUUUGCUAAAGAAGUUCAAGAUGUUACUUAUACUUUAUGUGGUACCCCUGAUUAUAUAGCUCCAGAAGUUGUUGCCACUAAACCUUAUAAUAAAUCUGUUGAUUGGUGGAGUUUUGGUAUAUUAAUAUUUGAAAUGUUGACUGGUUAUACUCCAUUUUAUGAUCCUACUCCAAUGAAAACUUAUGAAAACAUCCUUAAUGGUACAAUAACUUAUCCUGAUUAUUUACCUCCUGAUAUUUUAGACCUUUUACAAAAAUUGAUUGUUAAAGAUUUAACGCAAAGAUUAGGUAAUUUACAAGGUGGUUCAAAUGAUGUUAAAAAUCAUCCAUGGUUUAAAGAAGUUAUUUGGGAAAGAUUAUUAUCAAGAGAUAUCGAAACUCCUUAUGAACCUCCAAUUACUUCUGGUGUUGGUGACACUUCACAAUUUGAUCGUUAUCCUGAAGAUAAAGAUUUAGAUUAUGGUAUAAGUGGGGUUGAAGAUCCUUAUCGUGAUCAAUUUGAAGAUUUUUAA
Candida tropicalis MYA-3404 is the source of this 1218-nucleotide messenger RNA. It is a transcript of the gene TPK1, whose product is annotated as cAMP-dependent protein kinase catalytic subunit TPK1. Gene Ontology annotation, molecular function: cAMP-dependent protein kinase activity; ATP binding. The record is from RefSeq and is a predicted model, not a curated record. NCBI's taxonomy places the organism in Eukaryota, Fungi, Ascomycota, Pichiomycetes, Serinales, Debaryomycetaceae. The coding region runs from base 1 to 1218 and encodes 405 amino acids. The transcript has a single exon. Gene Ontology annotation, cellular component: nucleus; cAMP-dependent protein kinase complex. Gene Ontology annotation, biological process: peptidyl-serine phosphorylation.